This is a messenger RNA of Micropterus salmoides (largemouth bass), 6219 nucleotides long. Its product is annotated as ras-related protein Rab-40C. Gene Ontology annotation, biological process: protein localization to plasma membrane; intracellular signal transduction. The transcript is spliced from 8 exons. Gene Ontology annotation, molecular function: GTPase activity; GTP binding. Bases 434 to 1285 code for a protein of 283 amino acids. Gene Ontology annotation, cellular component: endosome; synaptic vesicle; plasma membrane. The record is from RefSeq and is a predicted model, not a curated record. NCBI's taxonomy places the organism in Eukaryota, Metazoa, Chordata, Actinopteri, Centrarchiformes, Centrarchidae.
GGCGUAUUCAGUGUUGUUGUGCGGCGCUGAGAGAAACCACAGACGGGAUUAUGAUUGACUAUAAUGGAGAAACAUGGGAAGAACACGGACUGAGAUCACUGAGUACACGUACGGAGAUUUGGACUGGACGUAAAGACGCCGCAGCCUUUUAAUCACAGUGUUUUCUAGAGAGUUACCGGAAUCUUUGUCAUCCCGGACUGAAGAAAGACAAGGGGGCCCGAAAUCACACGGACGUUGAAGUUGCGCUAGCUGUAAAUACGAAAAGCCUUUUUUUUUCUCCAGUGGGAAUCGACUUUUAAAGGUCUGAAAAUUACCUGUUUGCACACACUUUUGGAAGACCAUUAAAGUUACCCUGCAAAACAAGGACUUUGUGCUGGUGCACCGCCAUUCAGCAAGUUGAUGGGAUAACAAACAUUGCCUUUGUUUUGGUCAAAUGGGAGAGACGAUGGGCAGCCAGGGCAGCCCAGUGAAAAGCUACGACUACUUGCUCAAGUUCCUCCUGGUCGGAGACAGCGAUGUGGGCAAAGGAGAGAUCCUGGACAGCCUGCAGGAUGGAUCAGCCGAGUCCCCAUACGCUUACAGUAGUGGUAUCGACUAUAAAACCACCACCAUCCUUCUGGACGGGAGGAGAGUAAAGCUGGAGCUUUGGGACACAUCAGGACAGGGGAGGUUCUGCACCAUCUUUCGCUCAUAUUCCCGUGGGGCUCAGGGGAUCCUGCUGGUGUAUGACAUCACUAACCGGUGGUCAUUUGAUGGAAUCGACAGGUGGAUCAGAGAGAUUGAUGAGCAUGCUCCAGGCGUACCUCGAAUACUCGUCGGUAACCGCCUGCAUCUGGCCUUCAAACGGCAAGUUCCCACUGAACAGGCGAGGGCGUACGCAGAGAAGAACGGCAUGACCUUCUUCGAGGUGAGCCCUCUGUGCAACUUCAACGUCAUCGAGUCCUUCACCGAGCUGUCGCGCAUCGUCCUGAUGAGGCACGGCAUGGAGAAGUUCUGGAAGCCCAACAGAGUGUUCACUCUCCAGGACCUCUGCUGCAGAGCCAUCGUGUCGUGCACGCCGGUCCACCUCAUCGACAAGCUCCCGCUGCCCGUCGCCAUCAAGUCCCACCUCAAGUCCUUCUCCAUGGCCAAUGGCAUGAACGCCGUCAUGAUGCACGGACGCUCUUACUCGCUGGCCAACCCGGGCGGCGGCUCCAAAGGCAACAGCUUGAAGCGCUCAAAGUCCAUCCGUCCGCCGCAGAGCCCGCCGCAGAACUGCACCCGCAACAACUGUAAAAUCUCCUAAUAAACGGCGUCCCCGAGGGGUCCGUAGGAGACGACGAAUGAUCGACAGCAUGGGAUCAGGAGACGCAUGUACAGGAUGUUGUUAGUUGGAGGAAAAUUGCACAUCCCUGAACCUGAAGAGCCGAAGAGCAGGAAUGACGGAUAAAGGGAUGAGCGAGUGCUUCUACAUGAGGUCAUGUUAGAGAAUAUGAGCUCGAAUGGUGCCUCGACAAGUCGUCGGAGAACGGCGACAGACAUUUUGGUCUCCACAGACCUGAUUCUCACUACUCCCAACUGCUAGAAAGAGAGAACGAGACUCCAGAUUCACUCUGCUGGAGUGUAACUACAUGUACAGAAGUCCCUCACCAACUCAAACAACCAUAUUUAGUUACUCUACAAAACGCACGCCACUCAAUGUGCAUCACAAAAAUCACCUCACGAUCAAUUCUUCGCUUGUAUGUCUUUCUUCUGUCUGACACCUUUUUCUGUCCACAUCUCGGCUUAUUUGAUAUUUGAAAUGACCAAUAAGCUAAUGAUCAAGACACUAGUAACCAGUCAGUCCUUUUAUUGAUCGUUGUUUAUCCUCAGCUGGAUGUGUUUCAACACUCAUUGGAAGUUCAGAUGUUUUAGUUCAUCCACAGGCAACACUUGAUGAAUGAAGGUUCCCAUCUGGUGUUGCAGUGGAGGUCUGACCGCGCCCUAAAAUCCAGAAAGACGCGACCUGAACCAGAUCUCAGGUCUAGACUUGCUAGUGUGCCUUGAGUCCAAGUCCGUUCUAAGUUUUCCGUUUCUUGGUUUAGUAUAAACGAAGCGUAAGCAACAAAAAUACACAUGCUGCAUUUUUAAUGUUCACCUGCAACAAACUGGCUAAAAGCACGAAAAAUUUAGAUAUUAUAAUUCUGUGGUUUACGCUGCCUCCUCAAUGACGAGGGACGCUCUAUAAGAAGCUUUUAACUUGAUGCAAAGUCCAGACAUUUUUCAACAAGGCGAAACGAACAGAAGACAUAAAACAGAGUGAGCAGUGGAUAAGGCUGGAGAUAUUCUGUAGUUUUCAUAUUGAUGUUUUGGUUUUUUUUACCUAUAAAGCUGAAGAUACACGGAGCAACUUUUAGAGCAAUGUUGCUGUCAAUGGUAAUGAGUAAAGAUUACUACCGUAAUCCCCUUCUCCCGCCACUCCGCAACCCUCCCCGCACCGCAGCUAUCCGUUCAAAACAUAAUCGGACUUGCCACCAGCAAGAUUGCCCAGCAACAUUGCUCAAAAAGUUGCCACGUGUAUCAUCAGCUUUAAGAGCUUCUGGGAGUCUGGAGAUGAGAAGGAAAGCUUCACCUUUGCGUCACGCAGGUUUUCGUCACACCCUCCUGUUUAGGGACUCUUCUCUUCACGUUCUCAGAUUUCACGCCUCACGUGUCAUGUCACACCUGCUACAUGCAGCAGGAACACGCACACGCCACCGCCAGUCCUGGCUACUUUAAUACAACACACACAGUUCACUCAACUCUGUCUGCUCCCGCACAGUGAUACUCCACUCAAAUUCUGUUUUAAGUUUCUACUACUGAUCCGAAUAAUCCCUGAUUCACCGAAAUAUGUAUAAAUAAUAACUCCGUAGUAGGAGUGUUUUUGCUGAAAGAGUGUUUUGAACAUACUGAACUGGACUAAUCGGUCAGUUCAAAGAAAAGUAAUAGUUUUUCUAAUCGUUUAAGUCAUUAUUUCAAAGCGAAAUGCUGAAGACUUGCUGUUUCUAGCUUCUCCAGUUUGAGGAUUUGCUGCUUUUCUAUUUUUAUAGUAUUUUAAACUAAAUAUCUUUUGAGUUUCAGACAGUUUGUUGGAACAAAAAAACAAGACGAUGUUAUUUUACCCUCUUUUCUGACAUAUUUUUUAGACUAAGUGGUUAAUAAAAUAACAAAAAAUUGACAGAUUAUUUUAUAAUAAAGCUAAUUAAUAAUGUAGCCCCAAAUAUUUAAAAUACAGUCCGUAGAGAAGUUUCCGGAAUCUGGAAAAGGGAAAUAGCAGCCACAGCUGUUAUUGUCCAUGAAGAACAAAACCACAAACCUUUUAAGCCUACAGAGUGUUUGAUACUGAAAACAAUUUUGGGUGGAAUAUCACUUUAACUGUCCUGUGCCACAUUUUAAACCAAGUAAACACGCAGUUGCCACACCUGUUGCAUUACCCAAGCCUCAGUUUCUCUGUACUAUGUAGAGUCCAUCCCUCCCAUCCGUGGUAUGCACUAAUGUGUCCUCCAUACGUUCGUUUCAGCGCUGGAUGUGGAGCGUGAGGUGAAGGGAAGAGCAAAUAUUUGAGGCUGUCAUGAAAAGCGUAGCUCCUGGCGAUGAUGGUGAAAGCGUCAGUGGAAAGGUCUUGACGGGCGUGAACAGAAAACCGGUCAGAGUAGCUGGACGGGAUCAGGUAACGCGGAGGCAGGAGCUGUCAGGUAAAGUGGAACAUUUCACGUGUUGACGGUAAACAGUGAGCAGUGUCUUUCUCUGAAUGUCGCACUCUACCCUUGAGGGAUCAAACUGGCGGGUUUUGCACGUCAAUAAGUGAAGCAUGAUAGUGAUAUUUUAUCCAUUUUGUUUUUUGGAGCUGAAACUGUUUCUAAUGGAUCGACAGAAGUAUUUUAACUUUCAGUGAUUUGUUCAAGUGAGUUUUCAAGCAAAAAUACUAAACAUCGGCUGUUUUAUUAUUAUAAAUUGUAAAGAUUUGCAGCUUGGUUUGUUGAUCAGACAAAACUGGCAUAUAUCAGGCUUUGGAGAGACAGUUGUAGUAAUUUAGGACUUUCCGUGAGAUUUGUCACCUCAAGAUAAAUAUAAGCUGUGAUUAACAAUGUUUAAAAUAUCAGCCGUCACCUGUUCUCACUCUGUGCUGCAUUCAAGUCCAGUGGGAAAGACAGAAACAGGUGGGCGAGUUGGUAAUAUUAGUCAACAACAUGACGCCUGUGGCUGGUGGUUCGUGUGUGAAAAGGUGAUCUGACUGAACCAAGGUCGAACACGUGAACUCUUCCGAUUCGCUGCUUUUUAAACGACUCUGACUGGAUCUCCCGCAGGGAUUAAUGCAUCUCGUCGUCUCCUUCUCUCUCUCUCUCCCUCUGUUCUGCGCCGCCGCUGCCGCCUCCGCAUGCUGUCCCAUGAUUCAUAGCUGCUGAAUAAUAGAUGCUCUUUUUGUAAAUCUCUGGAGGGCUUCAUCAUCAGCACGCCCCUGCUCCGUCUCCACCUCGCCGCUCUUUCCUCCUCCUGUCUUCUACACUGGUUUAUUUCUUCGUCUUCACCAGUGGUCCUGCUUUCUGUCUUGUUUCCUUUCUCUGUAGAAUUCGCCUGCUGGCUUUCACGCCACAUUUUCUCCUCAGGUGUUAAGUGGGGUUGUCCCCCUAAACCCGGUCCAGUCCAUUCAGCCCACUCCUCUGUCUAAUCUCAGGGAGCUGUCUUUGCCUCCAGACUCGUGCGGUGAAAACGCUUUAGAAAGAGACUUCCACUGAUCCAGAGUCAGAUUAAAGCAGUGUAGCCAAGACCAAUCUAUUAAGUUGCUUUAGCCCGUUUACUACACAUGAUCAGUGGGCCCGGUUCUGCUUGUGGCCCUAAAGCUCACUCGCUGGUUGCACAUGUUCAGAGUUGAGAUUUAUUUUUUAUUUUUUUCACGGUGUUUGUUUUGAGGAUGUUGAUGUCUGCGAUGUUUCUCCUCCACUUUGGUCCAAACUGAAAAUCUGGAUUGUGUUUGGAUGGAUUGUGACGAUUCAGACGUUUUUGUUCACCUCGGGAUGAACUGUAAUAAGUUUAGUGAUCCUCUGACGUUUCAUGUAGCGCCAUCAUCAGGUUCAACAUUUUCAUUUGUCAGACACUUUAUUUUAUGAACAAAUACCUGCAACAACAUUCCCAUCAGCCUCAGCUGUUCUUUUUUGGUUAGUGGCAAUUAGCAAAGAUGAACAUUUUAAACAUUAUACCUGCUAAACAUCAGCACGUUAGCAUUGCCGUGGACUCUUCGUAAUGUCCAUGAUACAUUGAGCUGUGAGAAGACUCGGAAGAAGAACACGUUUAUAAAUAGAGAUGCAUGUGAUUUUGUAGUAAAUGGGUUAAAAUCUGUAGAAACGCACGGUUUGGUCGUAAAAGGAGGGUUAAAAAUGAACUGGUGUCUGAGCAUUUGGUUCAUGGCUGCGGUCGUGUCCCCUGGUUUAAGGGCGAGAUACAGGUUUAGAAACAGCUGACACAGGCCGCACACCUUGUAUUUUGUGUUAGCGUUAGAUUCCUCACCACCCGUGUUUUUAAAAGUCUGUAAAAUGAGCCCGAAAAAGGAAUUUAGCUCGAGCUUGUUGCCAAGAUUUUAUAAAAAGAGGUUUCCCUCUCUGUGCUGAACAGGAAAAGGCCUUUAUUAUUGUUGUUGCUGCUGACUCACAGAGCAUAAAAACCCUCACUGGGUGCAAUGAUAUCGUUUUGUUUGAUAUUGUACAUCCAUCCUCUUUGUGUUACGUGAUUACAGAUGUUUUCCUCAUAUGAUUUUUGGUUCUACGUGUCUCCUCUUUGUUUGUUUUUUUUGUAUGGGGCCCCUCAGUGUUUGUGAACCCCUUUGCAAUGAUUGUGUUCCUCCUGAAUUGAGUUUGGAUUUUCAAAGACAUGUUGGGAGAUUCAGGGAUGCCCUCUGAUAUUGCCUGUUUGUGGAAGUGUUUGUAUAAAAGAGCAGACUGUUGUGAUGAUGACGACGACUUAAGACGCAAAAAGAAAAAGAAGAAAAACACCUGUAAAACACUAUUCUGGGUUUUUUGGUUAAAAGCUGCUGAUUAAUCUGGUGUGUGUGUGUGUGUGUGUGUGAGAUUGUGUGUGUGUGUGUGUGUGUGUGUGUGUGAUUGUUCUUCAAACAUCAAGCUGAACAUUUUAUCUUUCUUUUUUUUUUAAAUUAUUGAUUGUACAGUUUCAAGGCGAGGGUAUGAAGAGAGACUUUUUCACAAUAAAAAUGUUGAAUGUUGGAGUCAA